UGUGUCAUUUCCGCGGCGCGGCAGGACACACGUUCCGUAGUCGUGAGGACCGGAAUGGCGCCGGCUUCCGGUCCUGGACGAGGGAAGUGACGCAGGCGGCGCGUCGCGGGGCGGAGGUCGCGAUGAGCCGCGUCCUUUGUGCGCCGGCCGUAGGGGCUGUGCGGGCGCUCAGGCUCGCGGUCUGGGCUUCGCGGCGUCAACACCCGCCGCCGGCUGGCCGGGCUCGGGCUCAGCGCGCGGACGAGGAGGAGGAGGACCCCGACCGCCCCCUUCGGUUUUCCUCCAGCAAAGCCAACCCGUCCCGCUGGACUGUGGAGCAGUCCCUGGGGAAGGAGCAGCAGCGGCCCUGGUGGAAGGUGCUGCCCCUCAGCCUCUCCCUCAUGGCUGUGGUCAUCUGGUGCUUCCUGAGGCAGGAGAGCGGCGCGGACCAGUGGUUGAGACGCGUGCUGGAAGAAGAGCCCACCGACGCCCCCGAGGAGCCCGGGGCGCGGGCCGCCUACGGGGCGAGAACCUCGGGUGCCGGCUGGGGGUAGCUGGACGAGGGCGCGCAGCCUCCCUCGGGCGCCAGGUGCCUGGGAGCAGCUUUCGGUCCCGGUGUGCGUGCGACUCCGGCCCCGAGGGACUCUGUGGCGCUCUUGGUGCUGACACGCGUGCAGGCAGCGGAAGGUCAGCAGGAACCUGCUUCUUGUCCAACACCGACGCCCGGCGAUGGCAUCCAAAAGACUUCAGACCCAUGGGGAAGGUGUUGGCUGCACUGCGUGCCCUGGAUUUGUGAUGUCUGUGUACAGUCUAAUCACGUUUCAGAAGCAGUUCUGGCGGGUACUUGUAAUCCAGUGUUAUUUUGCAGAUCAUUUGCUUUCUGAAACAAAAACUAACGACACAAGUGUCAGAAUGUGCUGUGCUGUGUGUAAAUAACAUGUUGAUGUUAGUUCUACAUAUUAACAAAUUGAAAAUACAUUUUAAUACAAUAACACUCAGGUGAUUUGGGUGGUUUUU
Molecule: messenger RNA, 996 nt
Organism: Sciurus carolinensis (gray squirrel)
Lineage: Eukaryota; Metazoa; Chordata; Mammalia; Rodentia; Sciuridae
Product: protein CCSMST1
Exons: 2
Coding region: 123-533 (136 amino acids)
Source: RefSeq, a predicted model, not a curated record